Messenger RNA from Uranotaenia lowii, 804 nucleotides. RefSeq names its product cilia- and flagella-associated protein 299-like. The transcript has 3 exons. NCBI's taxonomy places the organism in Eukaryota, Metazoa, Arthropoda, Insecta, Diptera, Culicidae. The coding region runs from base 25 to 723 and encodes 232 amino acids. The record is from RefSeq and is a predicted model, not a curated record.
CAACAGCUAGUAUGCUUCGAGGCCAUGCAGCUGCUGGAGGAAGAUCUCCGUAUUCUGGAGUGUCCGGAUUACCAGACCUAUCUGAAAAACUCGAUCACCACUCAAGAUACCCGCUAUCUGGGCCAUCGACUAAAUGGAAUCCUAUUGCAUCAAACUGGCUACCAGUCCUUGGACCGGGUCGCCUUCGAGAGCCGGCGCCAUGAGAUGGGCGAGAUGGCUUUCGUCGCUCAGGGUCCCAACGUAAAUUUUAGCAAAAAUCUCGUAAUCAAGAGUCAAUUUCUCCGGGAGCUGGCUUCCAGGGAACGUCCCAACCAGCUCGGAAUUCUUUCGACAAUUAUCUUCAUACGGUAUCGGAGAGGUGCGACGGAGCUUUCUGGUUACAUCGAUUUUAAGGCCGCACUGAAGAGGGUAGAUGUCGGGGGAGCUGGAAGUCUCGAUUGGAGGGCGAUUUUUUCUGGGGAACAGAUUCUGUGCCCCAGCAAGUUUGAUUUGUCGUUUUACAAUUCGCAAUCGGACCGAGCCACUCAUCGCAGCUCCCGGAACUUCCGAGUGAUGUUUGAUCGGGUUAAUGGGUUGGUUUUUCAGAAUGUCCACGAUCGGAAGAACAUCUAUCCGGAUCCGAUCAUGGGCGAUUACGGAACAAAUACUACCCGAAGCGAGCUGGAGAGCGAUGUCUACGAUCAGGUGGCACUGUACGAUCACGUCGUGCGCAAAAACUACUAGCGGAAUGUUUCAAUAGUUCUCGGAAAAAUAUUUUGAUAGCAAAUAGUUGGCAGUGCAGAGCACUUAUAAAAAUAAAAUGAA